Messenger RNA from Brassica oleracea var. oleracea, 1452 nucleotides. RefSeq names its product proline--tRNA ligase-like. The record is from RefSeq and is a predicted model, not a curated record. Bases 264 to 764 code for a protein of 166 amino acids. The transcript has 8 exons. Gene Ontology annotation, biological process: prolyl-tRNA aminoacylation. Gene Ontology annotation, molecular function: proline-tRNA ligase activity; ATP binding. Lineage: Eukaryota; Viridiplantae; Streptophyta; Magnoliopsida; Brassicales; Brassicaceae. Gene Ontology annotation, cellular component: cytoplasm; aminoacyl-tRNA synthetase multienzyme complex.
UAUACAAAGUUUAGAUUUUUCUUGAACUAACAUGUCGAAGUCAUCGGUCGCAGUAGUUCGCACUCUAUGGUUGAGAAAACCCUAGAAGUUCCUGGAAAAGAAGCAGAAGCCUCUGUUUUUCAGGUGAGAGAAAAGCAUAAAGAGAUGAAGAAAGGGACUUCGUCUUGGAAUCUCUGCAAAGAAAGACGACGACUUUCCGAGUUGGUAUUCUCAGGUUUGCAGAUUCGGUGAAUUGAUAACCCUCUCCGAUACAAAAGGACUCUAUGUUCCCAGAGCCAUCAGCAACAAAAAUCUGGAACAUUCUAAGAAGUAAUAUGGAUGCAGAGCUGGGUGGCGUGGAGGAAAAGAAAUUCCCCAUGUUAAUAAAACGUGAUUCCCUCGAGAAGGAGAAGGACCACAUCGGAGGGUUUAAGCCAGAGGUUGCUUGGGUCACAAGAGCUGGUGAACCAGCGAGACCAUCAUCUACCCUUACGUCCAACACGCAUGGUGUUCGAGCUGGGCAACAAAGUGCUAAGCAUGCUAUUGGUUUCAUAGAGGCGAUUAUGCUUAUUGGAAGAGAAGAAGGUGUUAAAGGUUAUUGGAAAGGAAACUUGCCUCAGGUGAUACGGAUUGUGCCUUAUAGCGCGGUCCAGUUGUUUGCAUAUGAAGCAUACAAGGGGAGAAGACGGUCAAUUGUCUGUUCUUGGGGCUGGUGCUUGUGCUGGCAUGACCUCUACUCUGAUUACAUAUCCUUUAGAUGUGCUGAGAUUGAGGUUAGCUGUUGAACCGGGGUGGGUAUCGAACCAUGUCCCAGGUAUGUUAAUUGGAAUAUAUAGACCAUAAACUCUAAAGCUCCAUAAAUUCUUCAAAUUAAAAAGCGCAAGUUGCCACAUGCUGAGGGAGGAAGGACUUGCAUCAUUGUACAACGGUCUGGGUCCUUGGCUUUUAAGUAUAGCUCCUUACAUUGGCCUCAAUUUCUGCGUCUUUGAUCUGGUAGCCAUUGCUACGGGUACUUGCUAUCCGUUGGAUACCAUUAGAAGACGGAUGCAAUUGAAUUGAAGGGUAAUCCUUAUAAAUCCGUGUUUGACGCCUUGUCAGGUAUAAUAAAAGACAUCCUUAUCUGCUGAUUAAUAAGAUUAGUUUUGGCCUUUUGGAGUGAUUGGAUUGUACCGUGGGUUUGUCCCGAAUGCCCUGAAAAGCAUGCCAAACAGCAGUAUAAAGCUGACAACAUUUGAUAUCGUGAAGCAGCGAGUGAGAAGGAGUAGCAAAAAAUAGCGGAUGAUAAUCGCAAGACCUGAAGCUCUUUUUUACCCCCCGUAAUCCUAUCAUCUUUUCUUUGUUGAAUGUUUUUGUGGUAGACAUGAUUUUUGAAUUGAAUCAUGAAAGCUCACGCAGAGAGUUGAGAAGAGUAGUUCAUGUAAUGUAUGGUAAUAAAUGUUUUGUGUCGAAUAAUUUUUCGGUUUACCAAAUAAA